Molecule: messenger RNA, 930 nt
Organism: Morus notabilis
Lineage: Eukaryota; Viridiplantae; Streptophyta; Magnoliopsida; Rosales; Moraceae
Product: 60S ribosomal protein L10
Exons: 4
Coding region: 86-748 (220 amino acids)
Biological process (GO): ribosomal large subunit assembly; translation
Cellular component (GO): cytosolic large ribosomal subunit; ribosome
Molecular function (GO): structural constituent of ribosome
Source: RefSeq, a predicted model, not a curated record
AAAUAGGCGACCCUCCAUCUUCGUCCCUCUCAUUUUCGUUCCAGGGCUUUGUUUGGGGCCGCAGACACAUAGGAGGGAUUUCGCCAUGGGGAGAAGACCCGCCAGAUGUUAUCGGCAGAUUAAGAACAAGCCGUAUCCGAAAUCACGGUUUUGCCGUGGUGUGCCUGACUCUAAGAUCAGGAUUUAUGAUGUGGGCAUGAAGAAGAAGGGAGUCGAUGAAUUCCCCUUCUGUGUCCACUUAGUUUCUUGGGAGAAGGAAAACGUAUCGAGUGAGGCUCUUGAGGCUGCUCGUAUCGCAUGUAAUAAGUACAUGGCCAAGUAUGCUGGGAAAGAUGCUUUCCAUUUGCGAGUCCGGGUGCACCCAUUCCAUGUUCUGCGCAUCAACAAGAUGCUUUCGUGUGCUGGAGCUGAUAGGCUCCAGACUGGUAUGAGAGGUGCUUUUGGAAAGCCACAGGGAACUUGUGCCAGAGUUAGCAUUGGUCAAGUGCUCCUGUCUGUUCGUUGCAAGGACAGCAACAGCCUUCACGCUCAGGAGGCUCUUCGACGUGCCAAGUUCAAGUUCCCUGGUCGUCAGAAGAUCAUUGUCAGCAGGAAGUGGGGCUUCACAAAAUUCAACCGCAAUGACUAUGUCAAGUUGAAGUCAGAGAACCGUAUUCUUCCUGAUGGUGUCAAUGCCAAGCUUCUUGGAUGCCAUGGACCUUUGGCCAAGCGUAAACCUGGAAGAGCAUUUUUACCUGCUACUGCUUAGAACUCUUUUUCUAGAAUUGAAUUCCGUGAAUUUGUUGGCUGUUUUACAGUAUUUGGUACCAUCACCUAUUAUGAGACAUUUUUUGUGUUUUGCCUUCGUUUACCGAGAUAUUGGCGCUCUUCAACUUUUCUUGUCAAAGAGAUUUUGCAAAUUUACCUUGCUGCUCUGGUGGAUUAACAUUU